Messenger RNA from Sordaria macrospora k-hell, 723 nucleotides. RefSeq lists its product as uncharacterized. The record is from RefSeq and is a predicted model, not a curated record. NCBI's taxonomy places the organism in Eukaryota, Fungi, Ascomycota, Sordariomycetes, Sordariales, Sordariaceae.
AUGACGGCAGAAGAGAUACAAAGCCAAGCCGCGCCGGUUGACGGGGCACCUGCCCCAGAGCCUGCCCCGGCUCUCCCCGACUACGUCCUUGACGAGAAUGCCGUCUUGAAGGACGUCAUUGACUCCUGGAGACACGGCCGAGCCCCAGAUUACAGCAGAACCCGCAAGGUCUAUGCCGAGACAAAGAAGGCUUCCCACACUGCCGGCUCCCUUCCCGACCUCGUCGAAAAGCUCGUCAAGAACUGGGAGAUUGAAGCAUCAUACAAGACCUCGCUCUCAGACUGGCGCACAAUCGAUGUCUCCUCCUACACCUUCUCCGUCAACGGCGGUCCACCGCAAUCCGGGGAGCACAUGCUCCAAGUCGGCACCUACAACGCCAUCAUCGAACCGAACGAGUUCUACUGCCCAUUCCACUCGAGCUUCGACGCCAGUCAUAAGACGUUCAAACGGAUGAUGCCGACCUUUGCAUGGGAGGUCUUGGAGGUUUUCAGUGGACCACCGACAGUGACUUUCAGGUGGAGGCAUUGGGGGACGAUGAAGGAGGAUUAUGUGGGAACUAAUAAGGAUGGAGAGAAAGUGACGCUCAAGGCACAUGGUGGACCAAUUGAUAUUGAGGGAAUUGCGGUUGCGGUUGUGAAUAACAAGUUGCAGCUGCAGAAGGUGGAAGUGUUCUUUGAUCCCAUGAUGAUGUUCAGGCAGAUGGAGAAGAAGGUUGAGGUAUAA